This is a messenger RNA of Rosa rugosa (rugosa rose), 697 nucleotides long. RefSeq lists its product as uncharacterized. The record is from RefSeq and is a predicted model, not a curated record. Lineage: Eukaryota; Viridiplantae; Streptophyta; Magnoliopsida; Rosales; Rosaceae. The transcript has 4 exons. Bases 107 to 577 code for a protein of 156 amino acids. Gene Ontology annotation, cellular component: kinetochore; Mis6-Sim4 complex.
UCCAUUUUGAUCAGAAAUCCCAGAGCUCCGAUUAGAAAUCCAAAAGGUAGAAGACGAAGCUCAAACUUCACCUGGCGUCACGGCCCAAACCCAAUCGGUCACCUACAUGCCCAGACCCAACGACGGAGCUCCGAGUGCCCAAAACAUAAUCCCCGGCGACGGAAUUGGACCGCUCGUAAUGAACGCCGUCGAGCAGGUGAUUGAGUACCUCGAUCUGUUUGGUUUUGAUGCAAUUUAUCAAUGCAAGGUAAUUGUUAAGCUUAAGUAUGCAGAUCUUGUUUCCAUACUUCCAACCAAUGUCAGUGUAGUAGUAUGGCCCAUUCAAAUCUGGAGAUUCAGUGUAAAUAUAUCAACCAUGAAUACACUGGAAGGUCCAACUUGUCUACUCUAUGCAGAGGAUGCCUUACGAACUAUGAGCUUACCUGAAGCAUAUACAGAGAUUGUCUUGAAUUUGCCAUAUAAGCUCUUCGGAAAAUGCACAAAGAGUCCGCUUAAUAUCACACUUGUGAGCGCAGCUGAAUUUGUACAAAGCCAUAGCAAAAAUUGGUUUCGGGAAAAGGAUAGCUCUCUGAUCUAGUUAUAGGCUAAAAUCAGUAGAUUUUUUUUUUAUCUCAUUAUUGUAUAUAUUUGUAUCAGGAGCGGUGUAUCUAAUUUGUCCAUCACUAUAAUCCAGACUAGCUUAUACUUGAAUAAAUUG